Molecule: messenger RNA, 897 nt
Organism: Williopsis jadinii
Lineage: Eukaryota; Fungi; Ascomycota; Saccharomycetes; Phaffomycetales; Wickerhamomycetaceae
Gene: SHE9
Product: She9p
Exons: 1
Biological process (GO): inner mitochondrial membrane organization
Cellular component (GO): mitochondrial inner membrane
Source: RefSeq, a predicted model, not a curated record
GAUGAGUAUCUCAAUUCUCUAAGACCGAAACUGGAUAAAGCGCACGCGCUGUACCAGUCCACCAGAAGGAAGACCCACCAGUUUGUUGAUGCUGUUAAGCUGCACUAUGCUAAGGCUAAGCAGUCCAUCAAGGAUGCUAAUGUUAAGCUUGCACAACAGGAGAAGGAGCUUGCCACUUAUGACUUCAACGAGGACUUCACGAGCGAUCGGGUCAAAGCAGGUGAACAUUCCAAAAUUGAAGGGCUACCAAGUGAGCGUGAGAGGAGAAGGAAGUUAUGGGCAAAGAAGCUUGAUCUCUAUAUGGAUUCCCUCCAAGAGACCAUAUUCACAGCGACGAGGGCUUUGAACGACGUUACGGGCUAUUCCUCGAUUCAGAAACUGAGACAGAGCAUCGAUGCCCUAGAGAAGGAGCUCGAAGCUUCGAAGCUGGCGUUCAAGGAUGCCAAACAGGCUUACGAUUCGGCAAUUUCCAAGAGGUUGGAAUCCCAGAGAGAGGUCAAUGAGCUACUACAGCGGAAAUCUACCUGGACGCCAGCUGACCUUGAGAGAUUCACAACGCUGUAUAGGGACGACCACAUCAACUCUGCCAAUGAAAAGGAGACAAAGAUAGCGAUGGAUUUGGCAGAGCAGAGACAGGAGGAGCUCUACGACAAGCUAUCCAAUGCGAUCUUGACCCGUUACCACGAGGAGCAGAUUUGGUCUGACAAGAUCAGAAGAACCUCAACAUGGGGGACAUUCGCAUUGAUGGGUGUGAACAUCAUCCUGUUCCUGGUGUUUCAGCUGGCCUUAGAACCUUGGAAGAGAAGAAGGCUGGUUGGCAAUUUUGAAUCAAAGGUCCAGCAAGUGUUGGACGAGAACUCCAAGAACCAAAACGAGAAACUGGACAUUAUGACUGAA